AGCAGCUACCAGUUCUCAACGCGCGGCACAGUGGUUCAGUCACUUUUCCCUCGUCUAGUAAGUUGUUCUUUACGCCUUCGAUCAUCAAAUUAAUAUUUUCGUGAAAGGUGACAUAAUUAUCAUCGUACAACAAAAUAAUUUUUAUGAUAAUAUAAAUACGUAAGUGGCAGUAACAUUGACUGUAUGUAAUGUAAACUAUCUGCAAGAUUUUUAUAUCAUAUCUAAGCGACGAGAAAAUCUCUGGUUACAAAUAUUUUAAUACUUAAAAAAGCCAAAAAUUUAAGUGAGACGUUUCCAAGUAUUACAGUGGUAGUAUUGAUAUUUACUGCUCUCAUUUUUUAAGAUUUUCAUAAAUAUGUCUGACGAAAAGAAAACCAAAACUCAAGUUCAGAAUGGCGGUGAUGCAAGAGAGACGCCGUGGAAGACCAUGACAAACCGUGAGAAGUGGGAAUACUUCACGUCGAACAUUACGGUUGAGCCUAUGUUGGCCUGUUACAUCAUGCCAUGCGUGCUGGCUAUGUUAGCUACACAGAAUCUCAACUUGGAAAAAGCCUGUCGUGUAAACCUCAGAUACGAUGAUGAAGUCUGUGCCGCCCUCACCGCUCGCCAAACAGCGAACUACACGGAACAAGAAACCCAGGUACAGCAGCUGGUGGCAGGGAUGACCAUCUGGAAGACGAUGGUACAGAGCGCUCUGCCGUGUUUCCUGAUGCUCUUCCUAGGGUCCUGGUCGGACAGACACGGACGACGGAAACCCUGCAUGCUCCUUCCGAUAACUGGAGAGUUCCUAACUUGCAUUGGGCUCAUCCUCUGCACCUACUUCUUCUUCGAAUUGCCUAUGGAAGUUGCUGGACUGGUUGAAUCUCUAUUCCCUGCCCUUACAGGUGGAUGGUUCACAAUGUUUAUGGCUAUCUUCAGUUACAUUGCUGAUGUGACGUCAGUUGAAAUGAGAACGCUAAGGAUUGGUAUAGUGAACCUGUUCGUAUCACUUGGUGUUCCUGUGGGAAUGGCUCUCAGUGGGGUUCUCUACAAGGAAAUCGGGUUUUAUGGUAUCUUCUCUAUAUCUGCAACAAUGUACGUUAUGAGUUUUUGUUACGGGUUGUUCAGGAUUAAAGAGUCGCCUCGACAGAAAACAGAAGAAGAGAGAAAGACGCAACAAGCAUCCAAACAACAGACUUGUGGGUUUCUGAGGGAUUUCUUUGACAUUCGUCACAUUUCCGAGACUUUUAGAGUCGCCUUCAAGGAUGGGAAAAACAACAGGAAGAGGAGGGUGAUCAUGCUGAUGAUUGCUUGCAUGGUGAUCAUCGGACCCUUACACGGCGAAAUGGCUGUUAUGUACCUAUUUACACGGUACCGUUUCAACUGGAAUGAAGUGGACUUCAGUAUGUUCUCCACGUAUGGCAUGGUCACAAAUCUCUUCGGUACCAUGGUGUCCGUUUGUGUCUUCAGCCAUCUUCUGAAAAUAGAUGACGCUCUAAUUGGAGUUAUGUCUUGUAUGAGCAAGAUUCUGGCAAGCUUUGUAUAUGCCUUCAGCACCACGGACUGGCAAAUAUACAUGGCUCCAUUGGUGGAGAUUCUGAACGGGACAUCUUUCAUCGCGAUGAGGUCCAUGGCUUCGAAGCUGGUUCCCACCGACGAACUAGGUAAAGUGAACUCCCUGUUCGGCGUCUGCGAGGCACUGAUGCCGCUGGUGUAUGGACCCAUGUACAGUGCAGUUUAUGCUGCUACUAUGCACACAGAACCAGGAGCCUUCUUCCUACUGGGAGGCGGACUCACUGCCCCUGCUGUCAUCAUUUUCAUCUGGAUGUAUUACGAACACAGAAAGGAAUCGGCAGACAAAGAGCUGGAAGCUGUUAAUAUGGAGGCGGCGAACGAAGACUCAAAGAACAAGACACAGGCAGAUUACAGCAGCACAGAGAAGCAUCAGAACGGGACAUCGAAAUUCGAAAGCGAAAUAAACGGAGAAAGUCACCUUGAAGGAGUUGAUAAUAGGGCUUACGUAGUCGAUGAAAAAGACUGAAAUAACAAGCGAUGAUAAUAAAAUGUUCCUUUAAUUAUAAGAUUUAUGGUUGAGGUUAGGUUAGGUUUUACUUUAUUCUCGAACUUCAGGUUAAAGCACCUUCGGUGAGAAUGGAUGAUAGAACUGUCAUAUUAAUAUUAGAACUUACGAAGCAUUUAAAGCAGUGACAAAACAGGAGGAAGAACACAGCUGCUCUCUCUCUCACUCCAUUAAAGUAUUUGUUAAUGGACUGUGGGAUUCAGGUAAAAUAUUUUAAAUAACAGUAUCAUCAUUCCAUCAUUGCUCCAUAAUUAUUUGUCAUCGCCCCACGGGAUGAGAGAUAGCCCUGACUAAGCAGCACAUAGUCAGUCUCAAAUUAGGGGCUUUAUCUUUAACCUGACACUCAGUUGGUCUCGGAAUAAAGAUAGUUUAGUUUUAUUAUAAAAAUGUAUUUACGAAUAAAAUUAGGGAAGCCGAAGAGAUGAAACAUCUAAAACAGACUACUUCAUUGUUUUAUUCCACUAUGAACUGAUACGAAUUUGAGUGUUUGGAAACAUGACAACUGGCUGUUUUUUACGUCUGUAAUUGGAGGCGAGGUAAAUUACAAGGAAUUUACAAUUACUGUGUUACUGUCUCAAUUAAAAGUCUUUCUGUUUUGAACUAUAUUAAACUUAGGGCACAAUUUGGUUUCCAGUGAAAUAAAUUAAUGUUCUUUCAAUAAAAAAUAAAUAAAGAAUGUAGCUAAAAUUUUGAACACUGAACGAACACAUUCAAAGUUGUAACUACAAUAGUACUAUAGAAUUAGUUACUUAAUACAAAACGUUUUCAUAUAUUACAAUUAUAAGCCAGAAUGUGCACAUAUUUAGGUCUAUAGACCUAACUGAAAGUUCCCACGUCAACAUGCAUAAAUUUAGGUUAAGUUUGGAAAACUGAAAUAUAUAUUACACAGAGUAUUCUGGUAUUAUAUUCUUCAGAUAAAAACAUUUUGUGUUUUAAACACUAAGUUCGGUCUCGUAGACCAGAGGUCGCAUAGAAAUUGUGUAUUACAAACAACUGUUGCACGUUCGUUAUUUUAAUAAAACGCAUGAAAAUAGGUUUACUACUAAGUUAAGUAAAAUACACGAUGAUCAGAAAGUGACGCAAUCCACUCUUGACAGAUGUUCUAUUUAUUUAAAAAAUUACAAUAAAUAAAAAAAAAAAAAAAGCGAAGUGUUGGAGUGUUGUUCAUCGAUGCAAGCAUUAAUAUCGAAAAUCGACCGGAACGGUUUCCGUGACGAGAAAGGAUCAGCAGACGAGAUACUGUCCAGUUUUUUGGAACAGGAGAACCGGUAAAUGUAUCUUUAAAUUCAUUCUGGCAAGUUCUGCAUGGAUUCGACAAUUAACAAUUAUUGCAUCUGUGAAAAAGACAUCCUUACACUUCGACUGUUGAAAGAUAACUGACGGACUGGAGAGAGCAGGUUUUAACAUGACGUGACUUUUAUAAGUCACAGAGAUAUUGUGUGUUUAUUAAUCCACUCUAAUUGUAUUUAAUUACAACCUUUAAUAAGUAUUUAAAUAUGAGCUGCGUGACGUUUCGAUCAUCCUGUACUUCAUUCAAAAAAAUAGUUAAAUAUUAACAGUAAUGUUCCUUUAAAUUGCUUUAUAAUUAAACUUUCUGAGCAAUUUUUAGUUUUGACCUUGUAGUUACUUGCAUAAUGCAAUAGCCUUUUCUCUGUAACGGAUAUUACAUAAACCAUGUGACUGGACAAAUCUCAAUAGAUUAAUCUUCAAGGAAUAAAAUAAAUAAACAACAAUUUUACAUAA
This is a messenger RNA of Zootermopsis nevadensis, 3802 nucleotides long. RefSeq names its product putative peptidoglycan muropeptide transporter SLC46. Gene Ontology annotation, biological process: transmembrane transport. Gene Ontology annotation, cellular component: membrane. Gene Ontology annotation, molecular function: transmembrane transporter activity. The record is from RefSeq and is a predicted model, not a curated record. Lineage: Eukaryota; Metazoa; Arthropoda; Insecta; Blattodea; Termopsidae.